Molecule: messenger RNA, 3944 nt
Organism: Folsomia candida
Lineage: Eukaryota; Metazoa; Arthropoda; Collembola; Entomobryomorpha; Isotomidae
Exons: 13
Coding region: 544-3675 (1043 amino acids)
Biological process (GO): regulation of transcription by RNA polymerase II
Cellular component (GO): nucleus
Molecular function (GO): zinc ion binding; RNA polymerase II transcription regulatory region sequence-specific DNA binding; DNA-binding transcription factor activity, RNA polymerase II-specific
Source: RefSeq, a predicted model, not a curated record
AUUUGAGUCAAGUUUAACCAAGCAUACAAUUGCGUACUCCUUGUGUACUCUAUUUAUGAGGAUGGAACCCUCUUUAAACGAAACUCUACUUCCCGUAGUUUCACUUUAAGCAAAAGCAAUUCACACACUUUACAUUUAAGAGAAUUAUAUUUUACUCACACAAAUAAUUUUUAAUCUAAGUCAAAGAAUAGUCUGUGAAAAUUUUGACAGUUAGAUCUUAAUUAACCAAUAAGUAUUUUUAGCAGAUUUUAAGUUAAACGUCCUGAUUAUUUUUACAAAUUUUAUCACGAGAAAAACGAAUAAAAUUAAGCAACGUCAACUUCAUUUAAUGACUUAAUGGGCUGCCUGUGCCUGUUACAUGGGAUACAUAUUAUAACCUGGAUAUAACUUUAAGUGUUUAGUACUUUCUCCUCUUUCUCCCCAUAAGUGUGAAGGUAUGUGUACGAACAUCCAGAAUAUUCUGUCAUACAUAUUCAUUUAAGGAGAGGAAUUUAAUCAAAUGAAAGGAAAAUGAUAAAUGAAACAACUUGUUCCAAGGAAUGAAUGGAAAUGGAAUCUGGAAAACUUGGUCUUAUCUCCUGCACUACAAAUCCUGUUUUGGAGGAAGGCGAUAAUUCUACCACGAGCGAGAUAACGAUUAAAAUUAAGCAUGAGGGUCAAGGCACUACUAGUUCUUCCCAAGGCCAUGAGGAGAUUCAUACCAUGCUACAGUCCCCUGGGGGCAGUUCCCAUUUCAUCAAAGGUCUGGUCGUAGCUAAUGCAGCCUCAGAAACAAUUUCGUCCUCCCAACUUCAAACUACAAUUAUGGACCACGAUGAAAUUUACCUCCCAGACCGUGAUGGUACCACCCUGGUCGAAUCGCUCGCUGGAGCAGACGCUACCGGUCAUAUUCUUCAAAUGGUCAGACUGGCUACGGAUGAGAAUGGUGAAACCAUAAUAUUUGUCCAACCUCAAGAUAAAAAUGACUGCAAUUCCGCCCCAGUCGUCGUUCUUAAUUCGGAAGGACAUCCGAGCAUUGAUGCACUCCAAUCUCCUCUGACUCUCAAUACAUUUCAUGACCAUUCUUCAUCCCCAACGAGUGAGGAUAUCCCUGAUUUUAGUAAUGGAAAAAUUAUGGGUGGCGAGGAUGAAGAUAUGACGGCAUUAACUCGUCGCUGUGUAGUCUGUCUGCGAAGGAGGAAAUUUACUGAAGAAAUUUUCGACGAUGACAAUAAUCCGUAUUACCACAUCAGGGUCAUUUUCGCUCAUUUGAAUAUGCAGGUGGAAGGCACACCCACCGACUCGGGAGUUUGUCUUGAGUGUCUACACUACCUUCAACAAUGGCAUAUUUUCCAUUCCACAAUUGCUGAGCGACACGAUUAUGCGAGGAACACAGGGACCUCAGUGGUGCCAGGACCACUCAACUUUCACUCACUUGAAGCUCAGAUUUACAAACAGUACACCAAACUUUUGGAAGCAAAAGAAAUAUUCCACGCUGCAACCCAUGCCCAUUACGUUAGACGGCACUUAACGGACAAGGACUGGGACUUCUUCUCUGACCAACUAACUCUAGCGUUGACUGAUACCACAAAGUUCGACGAGUUAAAGGAUUUUAUAAUGGGUGGAGAAAAACUGUCAAAAUUCCUUUGUACAAUAUGUUCAGUUCUCAUUCCUGAUGGAACAUCAGGAUACAUCGAGCAUAUGAAGAAGGAACAUGGCCAGUGUCCAGUUUUAUUCCCUUGUGAUAUGUGUGGAAAGAUUUUUCCUGGAAAAUCCCCCGAUACCAACGCCUGCAUGGUAGACUACUUUGACCACUGGGUUUCCCACUUUCACCUUAAAAUUUGGGACCGUAUACCGGUUGUGGAAGAUUGUACAAAUCCUGUAGUAGAAAAUGACGGAGUAACCUUAUCUCAGGAAAAUAGCGAUAUAAUUGAUGAAGAAAGCACUCAAAAGGAGAAGGAACAAACGUACUCCAACAAACGGAGAAAAAUGGGGAGUGAAGUUAAACGUCAAAAAUAUCAGCACAAAAUCAAUCAAAUAAAGAACGUACUCAACAACUCCUCCUAUCAACAUCUAAUUCGUCGCGACCUUGAUGAAGAAAGCUUUGAAUUUAUAGCAGAACGACUUCUCACCACUAAAUCAAAUUCUUCUGCAAAGAUGAAGGAAAUCGAAAAUAUGACUUUCUCCAAGGAGAGAAUGCGCAACAUUUUCUGCGAAGACUGCCGUAAAACUAUUUCUGGUGGGAAGGAUGGAUAUCAUGAGCACAGAAAAACAAUACACAAUGAUACCGACGAAUAUUUAACCAUUCCAUGUGAUAUUUGUGGAAACUUUUAUCCUGAAAAAGACUUGACUGGUUUAAGUGAACAUUAUUUUACUCAUUGGAUAUUUCACUUCUACUUUGAAGAAUGCCGAACUUGCCAGGAAAAAUGCCCUAAUGUGAAUCUACUCAAGAAGCACAAUCUGUUACACGAGAAACGCACAGGAUACCCGUGUCCACAAUGUGAUAAGGUGUUGGCAAAGAAAAUUACUUUGGAACAUCACAUAAAAACCCAUCUUUCGGAAGAGGAAAAAAUGAAAAAUGCUCUGACUUGUCAUAUUUGUGGCAAAACCAUUACUGCACCCACAUUGAAAGCUCACAUGUUUUCUGUCCAUUCCGAUGAGCGUCCCUGGAAAUGUGAAGUAUGCGGAGCUCGAUUCAAACACAAGAGCGACUUGAACGGUCACCGAAACGCUGUACAUCUCAAAAUCAAGAAUUUCACUUGCAAUAUAUGCGGAAAAUCAUUCGGACAUCAGUGUGGUCUCCGCGUCCACAUAAUGUCACACGAAGAUAAGCGCAACUAUUCGUGUCCAACUUGUAACAAGAGGUUCUUGACAAUGUGGCAUCUUAAAAAGCACAUUGUCACUCACAAGGAAGAUAAAGAUAUACUUUGCCCUACGUGUGGGAAGGGGUUUAAAAAACAGGAAUCUUUACAGGAGCACAUGACCAUCCACACUGGAGAAAUGCCACACGAGUGUCACAUUUGCGGUCGCAAAGUUCGUGUCCUUUCCAAUCUAUACAAACACUUUCUGGUUCACAAGAAGAACAAGACGUACUACAGUAAAAAAGACGGUCUUCCUGACCCUUUAGAUGCCUAUAUCGUGGAACAACAAAAGAAAAAAUCGGUCAACAAAAUCCUUCUGGCCGCAGAAAGUCGGUCCUUCGCAAAAAACGAUAACAACAUUGACUCUAGUUCGUCCGACUACAUUCUUGAGGAUGGGAUGGAAAAUGAUCCCGAUAUUGACAAUAUUAUCGGACUUGGAGACGCAGAUUUACAAGUGAACCGAUCUGUGAACAACAAGGUCGUAACUUAUCGGCGUAAAUCCAACCGUAUUAAUUCUACUGCCAACACCACUAUCCCGUCAACAGAAAACAGUCAAAAUGCCUCAUUUUCAUCACCUACUCUUCAACAAAAUAGCCUGAUCGAAAUUGUUUCGGACGAAAGUCAGCAAGGUUUUUAUGUGUCGUCAGAAUCCGAGGAAGCCUUGUCCCUUAACCACCACGUUGAGUCUGGAGAAAGCAUGAAAAAUGAAUCCGGAAGACCGACAGAAGAAUACCACUUGAUGCAACAAAACAAUGUCACCUCUUGGCCAAAAUUAAGCCCUGUAGUAAUGAUGGACAUAGGUCAACCUAAUUCUAGUUCAAGGCCAAUAUCGUAGCAUAACCUAAAUGUAAAAAAUAUCUGACCGUGACCAUACUUUUCCCGCUCAACGUCAACAUAUCUACGUAUUUACAUUUUUUGAAAGCCUAAACAAUGUCUAAAGAUGACUGUUAUUAUGUAUAUUAAUUGUAAGAUGUGAUUAAGCACUCCUAUCCGUGCCGUGCCGUUCUUGUUGAACGUUAUGCCGCAGAUUUGUAAAAUUAAUUUACAGGUAGAAAAUGUGAACUAUUAAAAAAGAGGAAUAAAGCUAUAAAGUAAAGUCUCAUA